ACUAUCUCGCCCUGGUUCUCUUGACCCAGAGCAGUUCUUUACUUUCUCGGGAAACAAACGGGAUGAAAGUCCAGGGCUGGGACUUCCUCCCUGGUGUGUUUGACAAGGACUGACGUACGCUAGGCCCUUUGAAUCCCGGAAGUCCAGAACACACCCAACCUUGAUUACAGUGUCCAGAAUGCUGGAGCGGAGGUAAAAGGACAAAAGCCAGACACAUUUCAACAUGAGGGACCCACUGACAGAUUGCCCGUAUAAUAAAGUAUACAAGAACCUAAAGGAGUUUUCUCAAAAUGGAGAGAAUUUCUGCAAACAGGUCACAUCUGUUCUUCAGCAAAGCUGUGUCAGCAGCGCCUGGGCCUGGGCCUCGGAGGGAAUGAAAUCCACAGCAGAACUCCAUCAGAAACUUGGCAAAGCAAUUGAAUUGGAAGCAAUAAAACCGACAUAUCAAGUCCUAAAUGUACAAGAGAAGAAGAGAAAAUCACUUGACAGUGAAGUUGAAAAGACAGCAAAUCUUGUCCUUAGCAACUGGAAUCAGCAAAUUAAGGCCAAGAAGAAAUUAAUGAUUAGUACCAAGAAACAUGAAGCACUUUUCCAGCUUGUAGAAAGCUCCAAGCAAUCUGUGACUGAGAAGGAGAAGCGGAAGCUCCUCAAUAAACUGACAAAAUCAACUGAGAAGUUGGAAAAGGAAGAUGAAAUUUACUACCAAAAAAAUAUGAUGGGUUAUUCUACCAGACUGAAAUGGGAAAACACUCUAGAAAACUGCUACCAGAGCAUUCUGGAGCUGGAGAAGGAAAGAAUUCAACUCUUAUGCAAUAACUUAAACCAGUACAGCCAACAUAUUUCUCUCUUUGGUCAAACCCUGACCACAUGCCAUUCACAGAUUCACUGUGCCAUCAGCAAGAUAGAUGUUGAAAAAGAUAUCCAGGCUCUAAUGGAAGAAACUGCAACUUUGUCUACAGAAAACAAAUCUGAGUUCCUAUUAACAGAUUAUUUUGAAGAAGAUCUUAACAAUGCAAUGGAUAAAGAGAGACGAAAGUCUUUAAUAAAACCAAAAUUAUUGAGACUGCAGAGAGACAUUGAAAAAGCCUCAAAAGACAAGGAAGGCCUGGAACGAAUGCUUAAUACGUACUCCAGCAACUCCUCCUUCUCCGAUGCAAAGAGCCAGAAAGACACUGCAGCGUUAAUGGAUGAGAACAAUUUGAAACUAGACCUAUUGGAAGCAAACUCCUACAAACUGUCAUCAACAUUAGCAGAACUUGAGAAAAGACCACAGCCCAGCCAUCCUUGUAGUAACUCCAUCUUCAGGUGGAGGGAGAAGGAGCAUACUCAUAGCUAUGUGAAAAUAUCUCGGCCUUUUUUGAUGAAGAGAUUAGAGAAUAUUGUGAGCAAGGCAUCUUCUGGUGGGCAGAGCAAUCCAAGUUCUUCAGCUCCAGCCCCUGGUGUGGCCCAGCUCAGCAGACUUUGCAAGGCCUUAUAUUCUUUUCAAGCCAGACAAGAUGAUGAGCUGAAUUUGGAAAAGGGUGACAUUGUGAUUAUACACGAGAAAAAAGAAGAAGGAUGGUGGUUUGGAUCUUUGAAUGGGAAAAAAGGCCAUUUUCCUGCUGCUUAUGUGGAGGAGUUGCCUUCAAAUGCUGGCAACCUAGCUACAAAGGCAUAAAAUAAGACUGUGAACAUACCACCUUCACACUCUGUAACUAACUAUACAGUGUGGUGUAAAUAAGAAUAAACUGCUAUUAUCUUUA
Messenger RNA from Cebus imitator (Panamanian white-faced capuchin), 1742 nucleotides. RefSeq names its product nitric oxide synthase trafficking (gene NOSTRIN). NCBI's taxonomy places the organism in Eukaryota, Metazoa, Chordata, Mammalia, Primates, Cebidae. Gene Ontology annotation, molecular function: protein binding. Gene Ontology annotation, biological process: signal transduction. Gene Ontology annotation, cellular component: cytoplasm; plasma membrane. The coding region runs from base 224 to 1657 and encodes 477 amino acids. The transcript is spliced from 15 exons. The record is from RefSeq and is a predicted model, not a curated record.